GAUAGGAUAAAGCGUGGCCGGCCGAGAGCAGACACUGUCCGUGACCUGAUCAAUGAAGGAGAGCACUCUUCCAGCAGGAUACGUUGCAAUAUCUGCAACAGGGUCUUUCCACGAGAGAAAUCGCUGCAGGCCCACAAACGAACUCAUACCGGUGAAAGGCCCUAUUUGUGUGACUACCCAGAUUGUGGGAAAGCCUUUGUUCAGAGUGGGCAACUCAAAACUCACCAGCGUCUCCACACAGGGGAGAAACCUUUCGUCUGCUCAGAGAACGGCUGUCUAAGCAGGUUCACGCAUGCAAACCGUCAUUGUCCCAAACAUCCAUAUGCCAGACUGAAGAGGGAAGAGCUCACAGACAAGCUGAGUAAGAAGCAGACGGCUGACAAUAAAGCUGUGGCUGAGUGGCUAGCAAAAUACUGGGAGACUAGAGAACAGCGUGCCCCUGCUUUGAAAACUGAAACAAUCCAGAAAACGGAUCAGGAACAGCAGGAUCCGAUGGAAUAUCUUCAGUCUGAUGAAGAGGAUGAUGAAGAGAAAAACAGUGGUCAUUCAGCUGCUCACCGCCGCCGCCUCCAGGAACAGCGUGAACGCAUGCAUGGCGCACUGGCUCUCAUCGAGCUUGCAAACCUAGCUGUGGCACCGCUUCGACAGUAGAUAUAGAAACAGUCUGCCUAUUCAAAAUGUACUUCCUGGUGGUACUUAACCAGUUAGAUCCUGAGCAUAAGCUAAGCACCUUAUUUGCUAUCAUAGGCUGCUAUUCUGUAGAAUUUAUGAAGAAUGUUGUUGCCCUGUAACAUGGGGUGAGAGAAUUGCACUUUUUGUAAGGUAAAAGAUAGAUGUAAAGUUUCUAAGUAUUUUGUAAAUAUGGGACUGCGUAGUGCAGGGUUGGCAAA
Leptosomus discolor (cuckoo roller) is the source of this 890-nucleotide messenger RNA. NCBI's taxonomy places the organism in Eukaryota, Metazoa, Chordata, Aves, Leptosomiformes, Leptosomidae. The record is from RefSeq and is a predicted model, not a curated record.